Molecule: messenger RNA, 315 nt
Organism: Suillus discolor
Lineage: Eukaryota; Fungi; Basidiomycota; Agaricomycetes; Boletales; Suillaceae
Exons: 7
Coding region: 1-315 (104 amino acids)
Source: RefSeq, a predicted model, not a curated record
AUGAGAGCCACCCUUCCUUUUGAGCGCCCUCUAGUUGCUCAAUGCCCAGUUAAACCUCUACUCAAAUGUAUUUCACUUAUUGGGACUAGCACAGUGCAUGCCACUUGUCAGUGGCUCCUGCUUAUUGGGACUGGGGCUCACGCAGUGCAUGCCACUUGUCAGUGGCUCCUGCUUCUUGGAAUUGGCGGUAUUGCAGUGCAUGCCACUUUCUGUUCCGACUUUCUAACAGUGACUGCUAAACCUGCCGGUACUUUUGUGUGUAAAAUUCAUUGUCACUCGUACUUUGUAGUUGAAAAUAUCUCAAUUCUGCCUUGA